Molecule: messenger RNA, 1728 nt
Organism: Thalassophryne amazonica
Lineage: Eukaryota; Metazoa; Chordata; Actinopteri; Batrachoidiformes; Batrachoididae
Gene: yrdc
Product: yrdC N(6)-threonylcarbamoyltransferase domain containing
Exons: 6
Coding region: 78-851 (257 amino acids)
Biological process (GO): regulation of translational fidelity
Cellular component (GO): cytoplasm
Molecular function (GO): tRNA binding; nucleotidyltransferase activity; double-stranded RNA binding
Source: RefSeq, a predicted model, not a curated record
CCGGAAGAAGCUUGUGUUAUUUCAUCAGGUUUGUGAGGUUGAAAUGUGGUUUGUGUUUUGCCGCGUUGUUUCACUUUAUGAAGGCUGUCAUUAACGUCGCUGUUAAUUUAAUGAAACCAGGAAGUGCUCGUCGACAAGGGGCCAAAAUGUGCAAAGAGCUGAAGACCAAAGUGCUGAGCCUGGUACCGCUGACCUCCAACGGACCGUCUGUCCAAAUAGAUGACACUGAAAUCCUGCAGUGUACUGUGAAGGCUCUGAAGGAUGGCCAUGUGGUCGCUGUACCCACUGACACUAUCUACGGCCUGGCAUGUCUAAGCCAGAACUCUGAGGCCAUCAGAAGAAUUUAUGACAUCAAAGGACGAAAUGGGCACAAACCACUGGCCAUCUGUGUUGGAGAAAUUCAGGACAUUUAUAAGUACUGUAAAGUGAAAGUAAAGAAAGAGCUCCUGAGUGACCUGCUGCCUGGUCCUGUCACUCUGGUGUUUGAAAGGUUGGAGAUAUUGAACACUGAUCUGAACCCAUUUACUUCACUUGUCGGUGUUCGUAUUCCUGAUCAUGACUUCUUGAGGCGCCUUUGUCAGAUGUGCGGGGAGCCUCUUGCACUCACCAGCGCCAACGUCAGCUCACACAGCAGCACGGUAGCCGUCCCUGAGUUUAAGGAGCUCUGGCCCAAACUGGCUGUGGUGGUGGACGGUGGUGUUAUUGAAGACCAGAGCCGCCUCGGGUCAACAGUGGUCAACUUGUCAGUACUUGGCAAAUACCGCAUCAUCAGGCCUGGCUGCGCUCUUUCUGCUACAGUGGAGGUGUUGGAGCACAAGUACGGACUGACAAAAGGUCCACAGGAAGAAUGACCUUUGACCUCAUCGCAUUUAAUAACGCACACCGAGACACACAUGUCAUUUGACCUGAGGCUUCUUCUGAACAGAGAGGUCCUUCAUUCUUCUGUGGGAAUGCUGAUCAUGUUUACCUUGAACUGUGGUGGAGCUGCAGUCGUCCUGGAUCUGAUGGAUGACGUGCCGACUCUUCCAAGCUCCAGUUCGUGGUGUCGGGAUUUGGCUUGUGGAAUGUCAGACUGUCUUGUUUCUCUUUUGCCAUGUUUGUUUUAAUUCUGUAAAAUGUCAUAGUAUAAUGUAUCAGUGGCUCCCAACUUUUUUUUGGAGCUCCCCCCCAAAAACAUUCUUUCCACAGUUACAAAAAAAAAGAAAAUCCUGAAAAGUGAUAGGUUUUCCUAAUUUUUCUCUUUGGUUCAUCCAAAGCAAAUAAUGUCUAGAUGGUUUUGAUUAAGUGUGUUAUUAUGACUUUAUUUAAUCAGUACCCUUUUUAAUCUUGAUAAUCUCGCAGCAGACAAAACCUUGGACACCCCCUGUGAUAGGUGGCACCCCGAUAAGGGGGGGGGGGGUCGGACCACAGGUUGGAACCAGAGUACUGUAUAAUGGUUUUUGUUGUUUUUUUUUUGCAUUAAAAUGCAGGGUUUUGUUUACUUUUUUGUAGCUGUCAAAGUAACUUAUUUGAAUUUCUAUUUUGGCAUUUGUAGAGCUCAUUGUUUCAAGCAGAGCCAUCACUGAUAAAGGGAUGGGGGCUUUGCUAAAUACGUAAGAUUGUAAUUAAGGACCUGUUUGAGGGUAGGAAACCCCCCCCCAGUAGUUAUUUUAUGAACAUAUGUAAAUUGAACAAUUUGAGACAUAAGGGUGUCACAUAAUUGUUCAAAAGUGACUUAAAAUAACUUUG